This is a messenger RNA of Alnus glutinosa, 1679 nucleotides long. RefSeq names its product oxysterol-binding protein-related protein 3A-like. Lineage: Eukaryota; Viridiplantae; Streptophyta; Magnoliopsida; Fagales; Betulaceae. The coding region runs from base 92 to 1450 and encodes 452 amino acids. The transcript is spliced from 10 exons. Gene Ontology annotation, molecular function: sterol binding. Gene Ontology annotation, cellular component: cytosol; membrane; intracellular membrane-bounded organelle. The record is from RefSeq and is a predicted model, not a curated record.
UCUCCUCAUAAAAAUCAGCGCCCCUCUCUCUCUCUCUCUCUCUCUCUCUCUCUCUCGUAUUUGUUUAACUGCUCGUAUUAGGGCUUCAGAAAUGGCUUCUACGGAUCCGAAGCAAGGUGGAGGGUUUUUCGCUUCUAUCGCUGCCAGUUUGUCGAAUUUCACCAAAUCGGUCAACGGGUUUGUGGGUUAUGAAGGGCUGGAAGUUGUUAAUCCGGAAGGAGGCACUGAAGAUUCUGAAGAGGAAGCAAAAAGAGGAAGAUGGAAACAGGAGGAUCGGGAUAGUUACUGGAAAAUGAUGCAAAAGUAUAUAGGCAGCGAUGUUACAUCAAUGGUGACACUUCCAGUACUUAUUUUCGAGCCAAUGUCAAUGCUGCAGAAAAUGGCAGAGCUGAUGGAAUACUCCUACCUGUUAGAUCUGGCAGAUGAAUGUGAGGAUCCCCACAUGCGAUUGGUGCAUGCUGCAUCAUUUUUUAUAUCUGUCUACUAUGGGCUCCAAAGAACCUGGAAGCCAUUUAAUCCAAUUCUUGGUGAGACUUAUGAAAUGGUUAAUCAUGGCGGCAUUACAUUCAUAGCAGAACAGGUUAGUCAUCACCCUCCAAUGAGUGCUGCACAUGCUGAGAAUGAACAUUUCAUUUAUGACAUAUCCUCGAAGGUGAAAACUAAAUUUUUAGGGAACUCAGUCGACGUCUAUCCUCUUGGAAGGACGCGAGUAACCCUCAAAAGAGAUGGUGCAGUCCUAGGUUUGGUGCCCCCUCCAACCAAAGUAAACAACUUAAUCUUUGGACGAACUUGGAUUGACUCACCAGGGGAGAUGAUCUUGACAAAUUUGACCACUGGAGACAAAGUUGUGCUGUAUUUUCAACCAUGCGGCUGGCUUGGAGCUGGUCGCUACGAAGUGGAUGGAUAUGUAUAUAAUGCUGCUGAGGAACCCAAGAUACUGAUGACUGGAAAGUGGAAUGAGUCGAUGAGUUAUCAACCCUGUGAUCUGGAAGGGGAACCACUUCCUGGUACCGAGCUAAAAGAGGCUUGGAGAGUUGCUGAUGCUCCGAAAAAUGACAGAUUCCAGUAUACAUAUUUUGCGCACAAGAUAAACAGCUUUGACACUGCUCCCAAGAAGUUAUUGGCAUCAGAUUCUCGAUUGCGACCUGAUAGAUAUGCACUUGAGAAGGGUGAUCUAUCUCUAGCUGGUCUUGAAAAGAGCAGACUGGAGGAGAAGCAGAGGGAUGAAAAGAGAAACAGAGAGGCUAAGGGCCAUCAGUUCACUCCAAAAUGGUUUGACCUUACCAGUGAAAUUAAUCCUACACCUUGGGGUGACUUGGAAGUAUACUCCUACAAUGGCAAAUAUGCUGAACACCGGGCUGCUGUAGAUAGCUUAGAUAGCGUCGAAGAGGUUGACAUUACAUCAACUAAUUUCAACCCCUGGCAAUACGAGAAUUCGGCUCCUGAAUGAUGUAUACCGCUAUGUAAUUCUUAUUGUGUUUAGCUAGUGCCAGUAUUAUGGCAAGAACUUUCUCCUAUGUUUGAUGUGUAGUUUUUUCAAGCAUUUGAUUUCUUAAUUUUCCUUCCUCUGGCCCUUUGGUUGCCAUGCUCCGAGGAGAUGUGAUACAUUUUGUAAUUAUACAUGGGAUCAGUUGAAAUCUGGAAUGUCAAUGGUGAAACAUACAUUUAUCUGAGAAGAA